Messenger RNA from Oncorhynchus gorbuscha (pink salmon), 1916 nucleotides. RefSeq names its product trace amine-associated receptor 13c-like. Gene Ontology annotation, molecular function: trace-amine receptor activity. The coding region runs from base 1 to 1362 and encodes 453 amino acids. The record is from RefSeq and is a predicted model, not a curated record. NCBI's taxonomy places the organism in Eukaryota, Metazoa, Chordata, Actinopteri, Salmoniformes, Salmonidae. The transcript has 3 exons. Gene Ontology annotation, biological process: G protein-coupled receptor signaling pathway. Gene Ontology annotation, cellular component: membrane.
AUGGCAGAGAAUUCUGGAGCAACCUCCGAGGGCCCCGGGAGACGUCCCGGGGCAGACUGCGCCGACUUCAGACAAUGGGCAUGGCAGAAGAGACUCCAGCCCAUGAUAGCACACGUAGAACAGUUUAUGAGUGGAAUGUGUCGCUGGAGACGGAAGAAUCCCAACACCAUGGGAAUCUGGGGAGCGCACGUCCAGCACUCUAACAUCCAUGGGAAUGGAGAAGGGCUGAGUGGGGAUGUUCAGCUCGGAAGCCAGUGUGGCAUCCUGAAAGCUCUCAUCGCCCCCCCGAGUCAAACCCAGAGAGAUUUGGACUGGUUCCCCCACAGCAGAAUGACAUGGAAAGGGGUGCGAGACCAAGCAGGAGCAGCAGGACCUCAGCAUUUUGACACUUUAUUACAAAUGGAGAAAUAUGAAGAUGUUCAGUACUGUUUUCAAGACGGAAACUCUUCUUGCAGAAAGGCUUUGCUAUCGUCAUCUAUCUAUAUAACACUGUACAACUUCUUCUCAUUGAUUUCAGCAGUUACAGUAUUUUUGAACCUACUGGUGAUCAUCUCCAUCUCUCACUUCAAGCAGCUCCACACUACAACCAACCUGCUCAUCCUCUCCCUGGCUGUGUCAGAUCUCCUGGUGGGACUGAUUGCUAUACCAGUAACGACUGUAGCAAUAAUGGAACCAUGCUGGCGUUUUGGGGAAUAUUUCUGUGUGUUUCAUAUCUACAUAGAUUUUUUGUUUACUUCUUUAUCUCUGGGCAAUAUGGUCUUGAUAUCUAUUGACCGUUAUGUUGCUGUGUGUGAUCCCUUAUUGUACCACUCUAAAAUAACAAUAACAAGAAUCAUGUGUUGUAUAUUCAUUACCUGGUGUUGUUGUAUCAUAUACCGUGCUGCUAUUAUAAAAAACUUUGUAAAUGUACAGGUGCCGAGUAGGUGUUUGACAGAAUGUUUUCUUUUUGAAGAAAUAACCUGGGGUAAUAUCAUUGACGUUGUAUUUACAAUGGUUGUCCCGUGCUCUGUUAUUAUAACACUUUAUUUGAAAAUCUUUGUGGUGGCCAGAUCACAGGCCAGAAAGCUAUUUUCAAAAGAGUCUGUCAGUGUGUCUGGUGUUAAAACUGUACAGGCAAAUAAGUCUGAGAGAAAAGCAGCAAAAACUCUUUCUAUUGUUGUUUUCAACUAUUUCAUUUGUUGGAUUCCAUCUCUAUGUUCUUCUUUCUUUCAUUUGUCUUUUUUUAGCGACAAUUUAUCAUUCAUCAUUGGUUUUCUACCACUUGUUAAUUCCUUAAUUAAUCCAAUAAUUUAUGCUUUCUUUUAUCCUUGGUUCAAAGUGACAGCUAAACAUAUUUUAACUCUGAAGAUAAGGCGUUCAUAGUUCCUAUGUUUUUAUUCCCCAGUUUGAUUAACAGGUUUAAUAAUAUAGUUUUGUAAGACCAUUGUUCUAAUUGCUUCUUUCAUGUAACAAUAGACUGAUAUGACUCAUCAGAUACAUGUGGUGUUGAUUCAGUAUCAUUUGUAUGGAUUGGAAUGGAAUGACUUGGAGAAGGCAACGGAAGGAUUAAGCUUGUGUUAUAAAAAACAAUUUAGACAUUGUGGAUUGUAUAUUCCAAAUACCAAAGUCUGGUGUUGUUCCAUGUUAUUUAAUGAUAAACAGUAUGUAACUAUUCUAAAAGUACAUUUUGAGAACGUCAUGAGUCAUUUUGUAGGUUUAACAUCACCCUCUAGUGACUCAAUUGGGACACAAUGCCUUCAACAAGUGCAGUAAAAUGUGAAUGUACAAUAUGCAUGAUAUCAGAUAACAUCCACGUAUAUCUCAAUGGUGUAUUGUGGAAGUAGUUGAUGGUCAAACUUAAGAAUAUGCAAUUAUGGGUAACACUAUAAAAUGUUCAGUAAUAAACCAUUUGUUAGGAAUUUACAGUUUGCUCACCA